AUGGCCGAAGUUCUGGCUAACAUCGAGCGCGAGUUCAUCGAGGCCGCUCAGAAAGAUGGGAUCGAAAGUUUGUCAGAUUCGGUCAGUUCAUUUGUUAUUCAUUUGUUACUUGUAGAAGUUUUUGGCGAGAGUUUCUUCUAUUGAUUCUUAUUUUCCCGUGCUACUUUUUUUAUAUCGAAGUGCUCUGAUCACUUGUAAAAGAAGUCAGUUUACUCUCCGGUUUGAAAUUUCCUACAAAUUCGCUCGAAAACAAGGUUUAGAUAAAGACCCCGUAGUUGCUUCUGCGCAAACUUCUAGUUAUAGAGAUUUUUGAUUUUUAAAUUUCCAAAAUAUGGAUUUAAACCCCAACAAAGUUCACCUCAAAAACCAGAGUUUUGCCCAGGAGGAGAUUAUGUCGGAUUUUAAACUAGACAUUCGAAGAUUCCUUGAGCUGAUUUUCAGAAAGUUUGAAAACGCAAAUUAAAGUAAUCUUCUGUUUUAGUUAUCAAUUUUCGCUGUCCAUUUCAGCAGAGAAAAAAGAGAAAAAAGCUCUGUUUUAUACUUACAUUGCGCGGCAACUGCUCUUUUUCCUAACUGCUAAACCAGAAACGACUAUUAUAGUAUGUGUGCCACGACUUGAAAUUUCACGGAACGACAUUCCGCUGUUCCGCUGCGUGUGUUCGCGAAGCGUCUUUCGAAUCUAGGUCAUCCUUUCAUUUGAUUUUCAUUGCUGUGGGAGCACAUUAAAGUAGAGUACCUUUAAUUUAAUUUAAUUUAUUCAGACAUCAGAGUAAUCAAAAAGGCUCUGCUGAAUCAUGGUAGAUUUGAAGAGCUCCUUGUUGUUGCGCGCAACGGUCGACCAAUUCUCCCCAAGAACGCUUCGGAAGUCAUCUCGCCAACGUGCUCGUGGUCGUCCAACAGAUCUUUCUUCUCCCAGGGCCGCCAUUCUACGAUCUUCUUUGCCCACGUUUCUUCUCCCGUCACGAUUUUCUUUGCGAAGAACCAUUUUCUUCUUGUUGCAACCAUUCGAGCAUCACGCAUCUUCAAUCUUUCGUGGAGCCAACUGUUUGAUCUUCUAUCCAUUAGAGUCACACCAAGCAUUCUUCUCAUCAUCUUCCUCCUUAAUAAAAAUUAAAAAAAAUUAAAAGCGCGACCAAGGUUCGCAAAGGCGCGCAGCGGCACAGCGGAAUGUCGUUCGGGGAAAUUCCAAGUCGUGUUACACAGGCUAUAACGCUGCUAAUUUUGCAUCUCUAGUUGGAAUAAGUUUCGGGAAAUUUGUGUAUUUCAAUCCUUCCUGUCUAUCUCGGAGCCGACCAUACAAGGCGACGUUGUAGAGGACCUCUAAAGCUCUGAAGCGAUUUUUGUAGAAAAACGAAGCGCUUCGUCUCCACGACGAGUGUAGAGACGGCGACGUUUUUUUUUUGAUAAAAAAAAACAAAAAAAAAAGAGCUAGUCUUGAGGAACUUGACGUUUCUUGUGCCCAAGAUUCUGGGGUCCCAAAUACGAUUGGCGAAUAUUAUGAAAAAAAUUUUUUCAACUAACUAACUAAUCGACGCACAUUUGAGUGAAUUGUGAAAACAAUGGGCAAGUAUUUUCAUAUUCUAUUUUCAAACAAUUUAUUUUGAAUGAAAAAAAUGAAGAAGUUGACGUCUAUUUUAUUUUUCAGACUGGCGUAAAGGCAGAGGUUGAAGACGUACGAGAACGCGGUGAUGAGGGAGAGAGAAGGAUCGCAAGAAGAGGAAGCGCAGUCGGAGUCGUGAUCGUGAUCGCAAACGAUCUCGCUCGUAAGUUAGCCCUUUUUAUUUUCUAUCCUUCACUGUGUUCAAUCAACUAUAUUUCAAAUAGAAAUUUAAUUUUUUUGACUAUUAAAAAAAUUUCUUUAUCUGGAUAAUUAUUAUUCACGGACGGGUUCGGAAACUAAAAACCGGAAAAAUAGACUUAAAAAGAAUUCACGAGCUUUCCACACAGUCAUUUCUCGCUCUAAAAGCCGAAACACAAUAGGGGUCAAUAAUUGAUCAAAAUUUGAGAAGUUUAGUGUACAACUGAGAUAAAGAAGUGUAUAUCGCAACGAAUAUUCAAAUUAAUUCAGUAGGCCGAGGGGAAAAAAAUAACCUGAGAAAAAAAUCUAUGAACAGAAUAGUACCAAUAAGUGUCAAUAAUCGAUAUGAAAAAGGAGAAAAAAACGGUUUUUUUAUCGAAUUGAAAACAAAUUUUCUGAAAAAGUCUGAUCACAAUAAGAGAAAAAGCGCCUAAAAAAAGUUCUGAGAAAUCUAUUUUUUUUAAGUUUUUUUCUGCGAAUUUUUUUGGUAGAAUUUUCCUAUAAAUUUUUUUGACAGGUUUUUUUGAGUUUUCUUCCUUUGAAUUAUCUACCGAAAAGUUCGGACAAACGCUGUAAAAAUUUUUAGUGUAGUCACCACCAGUUAACAAUUUUUAGGCGCGAGCGGCGGGAGAGAUCUCGGGAUAGAGACCAUAAAAGACGCGAUAGAUCUCGGGAAAAGGCUCGCGAACGAGAAAGCGAGAGAGAUCGUGAAGAGAAACCAAAAAAGAAGUACCGGUUCUGGGAUGUUCCUCCAAGUGGUUUCGAACACCUAACUCCCAUGGAAUACAAGGCUAUGCAAGGUUGAGACAUCCGUUCAUUCUUUUGGCUCACCAGCAAGGUUCUCAGCUUCGGGUCAAGUUCCGCGAGGAAACAUGCAGUCGGCUGUGCCUGUAGUCGGCCCUUCAGUAACCUGCCAGUCGCGCCGUUUGUACGUAGGUAACAUCCCGUUCGGAUGCAACGAAGAAGCCAUGCUCGACUUUUUCAAUCAACAGGUAUUCACGAGACCUUCUAGAUUUCAUGCACCACACCUUGAAACAGUCAGUAUUCUCUACGUAUUUUUAUCUUUAGGCGAAGCUUUCGUGUUUUAUUCCUUUCCGCGUAUUUAUCAUUUUUUCGGAGAAGGAACGUAGAAACGCAGAAAGCUCAGAUUGUUUUGUAGUGGCAAAAGCGCUAUAUUCAAAAUAAAAAAAUGUAUAUAUAUAUAUAUAUAUAUAUAUAUACAUUUUUUUAUUUAGGAUGUGUGUGUAUAUAUAUAUAUAUAUAUAUAUAUAUAUAUAUAUAUACACACAUUUUAAAUAGUUCUGCAAUUUUUAUGUUAGUUUCAACGAGGAUUUGAUUUAAUUAAGAAACGUAAAUUUUAAUAUAAUUGAUGAAAAUUAUUGUCCAGUCGAGAAAGCUAAAUUUUUUUAUUUUACUUCUUAUAUAGGAAAAAAAUUAGACUUUUUCAGUACAUAAAUAUAUUUGAGAUGCACCUGUGCGGAUUGGCGCAAGCUCCGGGUAACCCCAUCCUGCUUUGCCAAAUCAACCUCGACAAGAACUUUGCGUUCAUCGAGUUCCGUUCCAUCGAUGAAACUACUGCUGGGAUGGCUUUUGACGGUUUUUCUUUUUCAGCGGAUGUUAAUGGCAAUUUUUUUAGGAAUCAACUUCAUGGGACAACAGCUGAAAGUUCGGCGCCCACGUGAUUAUCAACCAGUUCAGUCGACCUUCGAUAUGAAUGUUCGGAUGCCUGUUUCGAGCAUUGUCGUCGACUCCCCCAACAAAAUAUUCAUCGGUGGCUUGCCCACUUAUCUCAACGACGAUCAGGUUCUUUUUUCUUUUUGAAUUUUGUCUAGGUUCGAUCAGGUUGCAAUCAUAGCCAUACAUGAGGUAGCACAGGCCUAACGAGGAAGGUCGUUUUACCUUGCAGUCUAGGGUUUUCUGAUAUAUUUUCUCCUAAUUUCUCAUAUGCUAAACGCAAAUAUUCGGAGAAUCGACGCCUCGAAGUUUGUACUCAUUGCAAAUGCAGAAAAUCGUUUUAUCAGGUCAAAUUGCGACUUUUAGGAUUAGCAGCCAAUAUUCCCAUAAAAAGGAGCUUAUAAACCUGAAAGAGAAAAUGUGGUGAGCCCUAAUUCAGAAAUAGUUGGAGAAGUGAUUGGCACUUUUUGAAUUUUGGCUGACCCUGUUUUGCAUGUUCAAAAUAUUCGAAAAUUCAACUUUGAAUCUGAGAAAACAGGAGUUCUUGAUAGGAGACUCGGAAUGAGUGCAGCCCGACGCAGUGAAGAAACUAAAUGGAAUUGUCAAAAAGUAUUAGAGCAAAUCCCUGCUUACAAGUUAAGAUUGCCUUCCUCGUUAGAGCACCCACGGGGAAUUUUUUUUUCUGAAGAAUAGAAGAAUUUACUAAAAGACUUUCUCGUAGAAAUUUUUCGAUAAAAAUUAAGAUUUUUGUUUUUUGAAUGCUCAUUUAGAACUUCAUGGGCUUAAGGGACUGGGCCGACCUAUCUCAUGUAUGGAAUUGGCCAUUCCUCAAUAGGGCUUUUUCGAGUUUUGUUCGGUUGCUGAUGAAGAGAAUAAGCAGUGACUGUUUCAGUCGGGUCGCUGUUGGCUUCUCAUCGCCGCCGCGUGCUGACCAUGCUAGAAAGUGUGUUUCCUAUCCGAAGACCGCAUCAAUCAAACACACUUUUUUUUUUUGCUUGUCUUGGAUUACUUUCCAGAUUUUCAGCUUUCCUUUAAUUUAGGGUCAAAAACGUGGUAUUUAUGUCAACGGCGGUCUCGUUUUUCUUUUCUUUUCAGAGGGUGCUAACAAACUUAGGUAUUUUAGAGAUUUAGGUUUUACGGACAAUUUUCCCCGCACAAGAAUCCCCGCAGCGCAUUGAAAUAUUAAGUAAUGGCGAUGCAGGUGGUGUUAUCAUUCAUUUAGUUCCAGGGCUCACUGCGACGUUUCUCCAACGAAAUAAAUAACAAUUGUUUGUAUAAGUUUCCAUUUGACUAAUAUUCAGGUCAAAGAACUUCUCUGCUCGUUUGGUCCUCUUAAAUCCUUCAGCCUUAGCGUUGAUUCUCAGGGAAACAGCAAAGGAUAUGCGUUUGCUGAGUACCUCGACCCUACUCUGACCGACCAGGUAUGUUUAUUCAUUUUUGUAUUCGAUUAGUAUUCGAAGUUAAGUCGAAUAAGCAACAGUUUAAAGCGCUUUUCAAACUAGCUGUUUUUUUUAAUAUCCAUUUUUCAUAUUGAAAAUUCCAGGCCAUCGCUGGUCUGAAUGGAAUGCAACUUGGCGAUAAACAAUUAGUGGUACAGUUGGCUUGUGCCAGUCAACGCAAUAACGUGCAUUUGCCACACUCGGCUACCGCUAUCGCAGGUUAGUUUGCGACAAAAAACGUUUAGUUACUGUGGAAUAUAGGAAUCGAUUUGUCGCAAGGUGCUGGAGCUCCCACGGAGAUCCUUUGUUUGAUGAACAUGGUUUCCGAAGACGAACUGAGAAACGACGAUGAAUAUGAAGGUAGUCUUUCCAUAAGCUAUAAUUUCACAGUUUUUAUCCCCAUUCUCCAUUUUUUUUUCCAAAUUCAAAUUCUUACCGUCUCGCUCUGUUCAGACAUUCUUGUCGAUAUCAGAGAGGAAUGCUCCAAAUAUGGUGUCGUCCGUUCUGUUGAAAUUCCUCGCCCUUACGAAGGUUACGUUGUUCCUGGUGUCGGAAAGGUUUCAUUUUAUACUCUCACGGCUACCGCAAUCAUUAUCUCGUUAAGGUCUUCGUCGAGUUCGCUUCGAAAUCCGACUGCCAGAAAGCGCAGGCAGCUCUUACUGGACGCAAAUUUGCGAACCAUACCGUCGUCACGUCUUAUUAUGACACGGAGAAGUAUCACAAUCGCCAGUUCUAA
Molecule: messenger RNA, 5647 nt
Organism: Caenorhabditis auriculariae
Lineage: Eukaryota; Metazoa; Nematoda; Chromadorea; Rhabditida; Rhabditidae
Source: the annotation of a GenBank genome assembly